GGGUCACGCAGGAACUCUUCGCCACUCACUUUCCUUUCAGAAGGGCUUACCAAGAGAUAAAAUUUCAACCGUUCCAGAAGGGUUUCAAUUCACAAGAGUUUCUAGCUGUUCUUGCACGCAGACUCGCAGAGGUUAUGUUGCAUUGCCAUCCAGAACUUCUAGAAGAUGCAGAAUUCCAACUUUAAUGGCGACGCCAGACGAGGGGGCUAAAAGGGUUAGUGGGUCUUCCAAACAAAAGGUUCCACAUGUGUUGACUGUCGCCGGCUCCGAUUCUGGAGCUGGUGCUGGAAUUCAAGCUGAUCUUAAGGCCUGUGGAUCGCUUGGAGUGUAUUGCUCCACUGUUAUUACUGCGGUUACUGCACAGAAUACGGUUGGGAUUCAGGGAGUCCAUUCUGUGCCAGAGAGCUUUGUUGACGAACAGUUAAGAUCGGUUCUCUCUGAUAUGGAAGUUGAUGUGGUGAAAACAGGCAUGCUUCCUUCUAUUGGAGUGGUCAAAGUUCUAUGCCAUAGACUUAAGGAGUUCCCAGUUCAAGCUUUAGUAAUUGAUCCUGUCAUGGUUUCAACAAGUGGGAAUUUGCUUGCUGGUCCUUCUGUCCUUAAAGCAAUUCGGGAGGAGCUUUUUCCCAUGGCUGAUAUAGUGACUCCAAAUGUGAAAGAGGCAUCUGCUUUACUUGGUGGCUUACAGGUGGAAACAGUUGCUGACAUGCGUGCUGCUGCAACAUUCAUACAUAGAUUGGGUCCACGAACUGUACUUGUCAAGGGUGGUGACCUCCCAGAUUCUUCAGAUGCUGUUGAUAUUUUCUUUGAUGGAGAGAAUUUUCAUGAGAUGUCUGCAUCACGUGUAAAAACUCGUAAUACUCAUGGAACUGGUUGUGCCUUGGCAUCAUGUAUAGCAGCUGAGGUAGCGAAAGGCUUUUCAAUGCUACAGGCUGUCAAGAUUGCCAAACAUUUUGUUUGGACUGCCCUUGAUUAUAGCAAAGAGCUUCUCAUUGGAAAUGGGCCUCAAGGUCCAUUUGAUCACCUAUUCAAGUUAAGUAGCGAUGGCAAUUCCUAUAGGAGACAGGGGUUCAAUCCAAAUGACCUCUUCUUAUAUGCUGUUACGGAUUCAGGGAUGAAUAAUAAGUGGGGCCGGUCCAUUUCUGAUGCUGUUAAAGCUGCCAUUGAAGGAGGUGCUACUAUCAUCCAGCUGAGAGAAAAGGAGGCUGAAACGCAGGACUUCAUUGAUGCAGCCAAGACAUGUAAAAAAAUAUCCCAUUCCUAUGGAAUACCUCUGCUGAUCAAUGACCGAGUGGAUGUUGCCCUUGCCAUUGAUGCUGAUGGUGUGCAUGUUGGACAGUCGGACAUGCCGGCACGUGUUGCUCGCAGACUUCUAGGCCCUGAAAAGAUCAUCGGUGUCUCAUGCAAGACCCCAGAGCAAGCCGAACAAGCAUGGUCUGAUGGAGCUGAUUAUAUUGGCUGUGGAGGUGUCUUUCCAACAACCACAAAACCAGACAAUCUCACUAUUGGCUUGAAUGGUUUAAAAACUGUGUGUUUAUCCUCCAAAUUACCUGUUGUCGCCAUUGGAGGUAUUGGUUUUGGAAACGCACGUAGUGUUUUGGAGGUUGAUGGUGUCCCUAAUCUCAGAGGUGUUGCGGUUGUUUCAGCUUUGUUUGAUCGCGAGUGUAUUGCCAGUGAGACCAGAAAGCUGCAUUCAUUGCUAAUGAGUGCUAUAUCAAGGUGAAAGUAAAUCAGCAAAUGGGUCUGAUAAAAAUGUUUCAAUUCGGAGAAAAAUAGGUGAGCUGAUAAUAUUAUAUUGAAGAGCAUUGUUACAAUAACUGAGAAAGCGGACAUCAGAACACUGGAUAUGACUUAAGGAGCUUCAAUAAUUUGAUUGUAAAUGUUAGCUGUCUAAUUAUU
Molecule: messenger RNA, 1896 nt
Organism: Telopea speciosissima
Lineage: Eukaryota; Viridiplantae; Streptophyta; Magnoliopsida; Proteales; Proteaceae
Product: thiamine biosynthetic bifunctional enzyme TH1, chloroplastic
Exons: 10
Coding region: 185-1720 (511 amino acids)
Biological process (GO): thiamine biosynthetic process
Cellular component (GO): chloroplast
Molecular function (GO): hydroxymethylpyrimidine kinase activity; thiamine-phosphate diphosphorylase activity; phosphomethylpyrimidine kinase activity
Source: RefSeq, a predicted model, not a curated record